CUGGUGGACCUCCAGGCAGUGACCCUUUUACAACACCAGUGACGCCUGUUUAUACCACUGGUCUACCUUCAGACCUGCACAGUGUCUAUCCUGCACCCCCGCAUGGACAACCAUUACCACCAGGUUACGUACCCCCUCAGGGACCUGCAGUGGUGCCGCCACCCCCUUCAGGUUACGUACCACCUCAGGCGCCUGUGAUGAUGCCUGUCCCGGAGAGACCACCCGGCUGCCCUCCGGGUCUGGAGUACUUAACACAGAUUGACCAGCUCCUUGUCCAUCAGAAAAUGGAGCUAAUAGAAGCUAUUUUCGGUUGGGAGACCAACAACCAAUACAUAGUCAAAAAUAGCGUAGGACAGCAAGUGUUCCUUGCUGCUGAGGAGACCGACUUUUGCACAAGGAUGGUCUGCGGGUCCAUGCGCUCUUUCGUCCUCCAUCUCCAGGACAACACGGGACGGGUAGUGGUCACUCUCACACGCCCACUGAAAUGCAGCAGCUGCUGCUUUCCAUGCUGCCUGCAAGAGCUUGAGGUCCAGGCUCCUCCGGGCAGCCCUGUUGGAUACGUGAUGCAGAACUGGCACCCUUACCUGCCCAAGUUCACCAUUAAGAAUGAAAGAAGAGAAGCAGUGCUGAAGAUUGUGGGACCUUUCUGUGACUGUAACUGCUGUUCUGAUGUGAAUUUUGAGGUGAUGUCCCUGGAUGAAGCCUCAGUAGUUGGCAGGAUAAGCAAACAGUGGACGGGCAUGGAGGCAGAGAUGUUAACAGACGCAGAUAACUUCGGCGUGCGGUUUCCCAUGGACCUGGACGUCAAAAUCAAGGCCGUUAUAUUAGGCGCCUGUUUCCUCAUUGACUUUAUGUACUUUGAGAGUUCACCAAAGCAAGAUUCACAUCAUUAUUAAACGUUUUUCCAUUUUAUAAUA
Molecule: messenger RNA, 917 nt
Organism: Pygocentrus nattereri (red-bellied piranha)
Lineage: Eukaryota; Metazoa; Chordata; Actinopteri; Characiformes; Serrasalmidae
Product: phospholipid scramblase 1-like
Exons: 9
Coding region: 198-896 (232 amino acids)
Biological process (GO): plasma membrane phospholipid scrambling
Cellular component (GO): plasma membrane
Molecular function (GO): phospholipid scramblase activity
Source: RefSeq, a predicted model, not a curated record